Phalaenopsis equestris is the source of this 2933-nucleotide messenger RNA. Its product is annotated as septin and tuftelin-interacting protein 1 homolog 1. Gene Ontology annotation, molecular function: nucleic acid binding. The coding region runs from base 272 to 2839 and encodes 855 amino acids. Lineage: Eukaryota; Viridiplantae; Streptophyta; Magnoliopsida; Asparagales; Orchidaceae. Gene Ontology annotation, biological process: spliceosomal complex disassembly. The transcript has 2 exons. The record is from RefSeq and is a predicted model, not a curated record. Gene Ontology annotation, cellular component: U2-type post-mRNA release spliceosomal complex.
AGCCGCGAGAGAAAAGCAGUUUUUGGAAGCCGCCCGCAGGAUGCCCUAGGCCCAGUUCGCGAUACCACGCCAGCUUUCGCCAAAGCAGAAGAACGCAGGUCAAAAGUUCCCUCUUACGUCCCGCCUCCUAUCCUCCGGACACACAACGGCUGUUGCCUCCUGCGAACGACUACAGGUUUCGAUGACUCAUCUCCGCGCCGUGUUCUCAUGCACUAGCUGAUUUGUGUACCCUGAAGAGAAAUCCUAGAGGCGAAGGUGUUCAACUGCAGUCAUGGACGAGGAUCAGGAAAUGGAGCGCUUCGAUAUGGAAAACGACUAUGAGGGCGGCCGAUGGAUUGGGGACGAGUACUACUACCGAUCUAAGAAGGAGAAGAGGAUGCAGACCAAGGAGGACACUAUCUAUGGCUCAUUCGCUGCCCGUUCCUCCGACUCCGACUCAGAUGGCCGCCUAUCUAGGAAGCGGAGCAAGCGGGACCUAAUCAGAAAAGCAGAUUUCUCCAAGCCCGUUCAGUUCAUCUCCACAGGUACCGUCAUGCCCAAUCAGGAGAUCGAGAACAACGCCGAGGAGAACGCCGCCCCUGAAAAUGUUAAUCCUAGUUCGGGCCUAGGGUUCGGGUUGGGCUUCCAAUCCGAUCCUGAUAGGAUGGGAGAGGACGAUGAAGACGAGUACUUCCUCCCUACAGCGUUUGGCAGGAAGAUAAAAGAGGCAGCACAGAGGAGAGAGAGGGAGAGGGAGGAGAUGGAGAGGGUGAAACUAAGGUCUGAGAAGAAAUCAAUUGGGAGAAAAGAGACUGGUUCGCUUAAUGCACUGGGGAAGUUCGAGAACCAUACCAGAGGAAUUGGAUUGAAGCUUAUGGAGAAGAUGGGUUACAAAUUGGGUACUGGACUGGGCAAAUCUGAGCAAGGCAUCACCGUUCCCAUUGAAGCAAAGUUGCGCCCCAAGGGCAUGGGCAUGGGUUUUAAUGAUUACGAAGAGGCAAAGUUGCCAGCUUUAGAUGAGGCUGUUAAUGAGGGAAAGGCAGUGGCAACUGUGGCUGCCAGCAGGCCUAGAGAAAAGAGAUGGUUGAAGCAGAAACAAGGAAAAAAGAAAUUAGAGUUUAUGACAGCUGAUGAGCUACUUGCAAAGAAGCAGGAGCAGGGGCUUGAGGUUUUUCAGCAGAAGAUUCUUGAUAUGAGAGGACCACAGGCUAGAGUACUUUCCAAUCUUGAAAAUUUGAAUGCUGAGGUAGAGGCGAAGGAGAACCAGGUGCCUAUGCCUGAACUCCAGCACAAUGUUAGGCUGAUUGUGGAUAUGGCCGAGUCCGAUAUACUUAAGAUUGACAACCAGUUAAGAAGGGAGAGAGAAAAUGUCGUGAGUUUGCAGAAGGAGAGAGAGAAGCUGCAGAAGGAAGCUGCUAUACAGAAGCAGCAACUGGAGGCAAUGGAGACUAUUGCAAAGAUAGUGAAACAGGUUGAGGAUGAUAACAUGUCUGGUAUCUUGACAAUGGAAUCACUUUUGAGGGCAUUCAGUGAUUUGAAAGAGAGGUUUGCAGAGGAUUAUAAGUUAUUCAAUAUUUCCUGCAUUGCUUGUUCUUUUGCCAUCCCACAACUUAUCAGAGUCUUUCAAGGUUGGGAGCCUCUACAGAAUCCGUUGCAUGGACUGGCCGUUAUAUCUUCAUGGAGAGAUCUUUUGCAGGGUGAUCAGCCUUUUGAUUAUUCAGAUGGUGUAGUUUCCAGUUCUCCAUAUGCCCAUCUGGUAGGUGAGGUAAUCCUGCCAGCAGUCAGGAUAUCAGGGACUAAUAGUUGGCAGGCAAGGGAUCCAGAGCCAAUGUUGCGGUUUGUAGAGUCAUGGGAGAAGUUGCUUCCUCCGGUCAUCCUUCAAUCUAUCUUGGAGCAUGUUAUAAUGCCAAAACUUUCUAUGGCUGUGGAUUCCUGGGAUCCUCGCAGAGAGACUGUACCUAUUCAUGUUUGGAUACAUCCAUGGCUGCCUCUACUUGGUCAGAGAUUAGAGGAUUUGUACCAUAAAAUUCGGUUUAAGUUGGGUAACGUUCUUCAUGCUUGGCAUGCUAGUGAUGCUUCUGCUUAUGCUAUCCUUUCUCCUUGGAAGGAUGUUUUUGAUGCAGCCAGUUGGGAGAAUCUUAUUGUACGCUUCAUUGUCCCAAAGCUAAUGAGUGCGUUGCAGGAAUUUCAAAUUAAUCCAGCUAACCAGAUACUGGAUCAAUUCAACUGGGUUAUGACAUGGGUUUCUGUUAUCCCAAUUCAACAUGUAGUCAAUAUGUUAGAAGUUGGUUUUUUCAGCAAGUGGCAGCAGGUUCUGUACCAUUGGCUGUGCUCAAAUCCUGAUUUCAAUGAGGUAAUGCAGUGGUAUAUGGGUUGGAAGGGUCUUUUUCCACCAGAAUUACUUGCCAAUGAGCGGAUUAGAGUGCUGUUCAGUUCUGGUCUGUCUAUGAUGAACCAAGCUUCAGAAGGUAUCGAGUUGAUUCAACCCGGGGCUCGUGAGAAUACAAGUUACUUACGAAUUGCGGAUAGGAGGCAGUUUGGAGCUCAACAAACAGCAGGAUACUCGGUUCAUCUGCAUACUUCUGCAGCUUCUGUCAAUGGGUUUUCUAGGGAUGGUGGUGGAGCAAAUUCUGAAAUGAGUUUGAGAGAGAUUAUUGAGGAUUAUGCCGUAGACCAGGGUUUGAUUUUUGUUCCUAAAGUUGGAAGAUCACAUAAUGGCCUUCCAGUGUAUGGUUUUGGCAGUAUAAGUAUCUGCAUAGACUCUGUGAAGGAAGUCCUAUACGCACAGGGAUUAGAUGGAUGGGAUGUUGUGUCGCUUAAUCAGCUGAUGCAGAUGCAACAUACUGGCAGACACCGUUGAAUCACUUACUUAUGUGAUUCGACCUUUAUGGAGACAUUACUUUCAGAAUACCCAAGGGCUUAUAUUUGUUGUUGACAGCAAUGACAGAGAAAGG